Molecule: messenger RNA, 474 nt
Organism: Malurus melanocephalus (red-backed fairy wren)
Lineage: Eukaryota; Metazoa; Chordata; Aves; Passeriformes; Maluridae
Product: gastrokine-1-like
Exons: 4
Coding region: 34-474 (146 amino acids)
Biological process (GO): regulation of cell population proliferation
Source: RefSeq, a predicted model, not a curated record
UGCCAGGUCUCUGUUGGUGGUGUUUUCCAAAAUAUGACUUUUAGUAGUCGAACAAAUGUGGUGGUUAUCGAGCAAAGGAGCGACCAAUUGUCAUGGAAAACCAUCUGGAACUACAAUACAGGCAUCAUUGCAACCAAACUGAUGCAAGAGAGAACUUGCUACAUUUCUUCCAUAAGCAAAAAUGAGAUGCCCAGCUUAAAAAAUCUGACCUACCUGGCUUCACAGAAAGGGAAUCAGAUCGGUCUUGGAAGACCUGCCAGGAAGAUCACCUUUGUCGCCAAUGGAUUGGUCAACAACCUCAGCUCUUAUGGAGCCGAUGUCUUCUCYAUGUGCAGCGGACUCACCACCUACAUGGCUUACGAAGUUCACGGAUUCUUCCGGAAUGCCACAGCCCACGUGAGUGGGCCCAUGAACUGGCACCAGCCUGAGUUUGUAGUGCCCAGGCACAGGGACUCACGGGAGCGUGUGCAAUAG